Messenger RNA from Cucumis melo (muskmelon), 1413 nucleotides. RefSeq lists its product as uncharacterized. NCBI's taxonomy places the organism in Eukaryota, Viridiplantae, Streptophyta, Magnoliopsida, Cucurbitales, Cucurbitaceae. The transcript has 5 exons. Bases 1 to 1413 code for a protein of 470 amino acids. The record is from RefSeq and is a predicted model, not a curated record.
AUGGUUACCACUCGAUUCAAGAAGUAUUCAUUCGGUAUCUCCUCCUCCAAAAACCCUUCGGCUUCUUGCAGUUCAGAAGCAAUGGAUCUUGUAGCUUCGAAGUCGAUAACUUCCUCGAAAGGGAAACGAUACAAAGGAAUUCUGACUAAGCAUCCGUAUAAGAAGGUAUGCAAGUCCAUUCUGUCGGUACCAAAGUCGUCCUCGAGACCUGAACCGAGGGUUUCUGUGGAAACUGUGGUAUUAGACUCUGACUCAUCAGAAAGUGACGACAAUGUGAUCCUAUCUACUCCUCGUCACCGAACAAGAAGCGCACGUAGCAAUCAAACUACCUCUCCUGCAAAACCUCAGGCAAGUGGUGGUGUGUCUCCUAAGGUAGCGUCACCUCGACCUAGUGAGCAUACUAAGUACUUUGGUGCUCCAUCAUCCCAGGCCUCUGCUAAGACGGCUCCGCUCUGUGAAGCGGAUGAUGAUGAUGAUGAUUCUGAUGAUGAAGACUAUGCUCCAGGAACGAAAGAAAAGACAGAGGCGGAAGCCACAUCCACAUCGACUGAAAACCAGAGUGCAUCUCCUGAAAAGGACCCAUCUGAUCACCGAUCAACUGAAGAACCGGGUGAGUCCUCAAUCUCUAGGUCAACUGAAGGACCGAGUGAGUCUUCGACCCCUGUAUCCACACCAGCGCAUGUGGCAUCCUCCUCUGGCUUUCGGCGCCCACCUACUAAAGACAGCGAGUUGUUUCCACCAAGGCUGGAAGGCAGAAGACUUAUUCGUACUGUCUCUGAGGUACAUAUUCAUGGUGUGUGCUUCAACGUGUCUUCUGAACUUUUAAACUCUUAUCUGGAUAUCACUCUGCCUGCUGACUAUGCGGUUUCGUAUCCCACUUCUGAACGGCUGGCUGAGGAACUUACCGGUGGAACAGUCCCAGUAUGGCCAGUCGAUGGGCAGUUACCAGUUGCCUCCCUAAUGGUUAAGUAUUCAAUUCUUCAUCGAAUUGGGAUCUCUAAUUGGAUUCCGUCUAAGCAUGCCUCCACUAUUUCGACAUCGCUGGGUCACUUUGUGUACCUUGUGGGCACUAAGUCAACCAUUCUGACUCCUCUGGAUACUGUUGGUUCAGCACCUCGGGUUAUACCGCUCAGUAUGCACCUGUUUCAAGGGGCUCACUUUCCUGAUGUUGCUGCUGAGUUUGACAAUGCUCCAGGCGGAACCAGUACUCCUGCUGCCUCGCAACCUGCGGUUGGCCAUCCUGUGACUCUCUCUGUGUCACUUGCCAAUCGGCUGCUGCAAGCUCUUAUUGCUGAAUCUCGUGCUCUGACCUGUCAAAUAAGUGAGCUAACCGAUCGUCGCACUGUAUUGGAUGCUAUCAUCCGUGACCUUCGACGUACAGCUUCUGGAACUACCCCUCCUCCAUAUGAUUAA